Messenger RNA from Fusarium keratoplasticum, 1014 nucleotides. RefSeq lists its product as uncharacterized. The record is from RefSeq and is a predicted model, not a curated record. The transcript is spliced from 3 exons. NCBI's taxonomy places the organism in Eukaryota, Fungi, Ascomycota, Sordariomycetes, Hypocreales, Nectriaceae. Bases 1 to 1014 code for a protein of 337 amino acids.
AUGCCCGAAUCAGCCAGCACUGAUAGUCUGAUGGCUCGACCAGUUUCACCUAUAACUGACGAUGACCACGACCUUUCCACAACAUUUCUUAAUGGGUCUGGUGGCCUCACUUUACAACCUCUGGGAAGUAGUUCGAGCGAGACUUCUUUGUCGCUCCGAGCGCGUUCAUACUCAGCUGAGGAGCAAGACAUUGAAGAUUUGCCCGAGAAUCCUGUGCAACAUGCCAAAGGCCUACGAAAUCUGAUCUCGGACUGGAAUCUAGAGUUAUUGGCCCUGAUUUCCAGCGCAGUCUCUCUCAGUGCUCUCAUCAUCCUCCUUGCUCGUCAGGAUGGCCAACCACUCUCGACCUGGACUCUACCGCUGUCCCUCAACAAGGUGGUGUCCCUUCUUUUAGUCAUCAUCAAGACACCUCUCGCGUUUGUAGUUGGCACCUGUCUUGGUCAGGGAAAAUGGGCCUGGUUUUUCAAGAGACAGGGUCCACGGUCUGCGUUCGUGGCCAUCGAAGAAGCUGGCCGUGGUCCAUUGGGAAGCCUCACUCUGAUGUGGAUGUGGAAGUUGAAAUUCAGGCAUUGGGUAUGCUUUGGAGCCGGCAUCACAGUCGCGUUGCUCGCCAUUGACCCAUUCCUUCAGGGACUGGUUCAAUAUGUGGGCAAGAUGUCCUCGACUGCUGAGAGUGGCGCAUCUAUGAUGCGUAGCCAUGGGCUUGACGUUGGUGAAUGGUAUGCUGAACUACCAUACACCCUCCAAUAUCAUGGCCAGAGUGUUCGUUUACGAUGUUAUCAGGGAAUACAUCAGGCUGCGAUUUUGUUUUCCGGCUGGGUUGUGAUGGAGUCGCGAGGGAUUGAGCUUGAGACGUUUAAGUCUGAGCCCCUUGAGAUUCUUCUUAACGGGUUUGAUGCCAAGUCGAGGGACUACUUGAUGGUGACUCGUAAAGCUGGUCAGAAUGUCGAUGGUAAGAUGAUCCAGUUAGAGAAAGCGGUUGAGGGACCAGAGUUGAGGCUGAAGGAUGAAUAG